Molecule: messenger RNA, 815 nt
Organism: Salvia miltiorrhiza (redroot sage)
Lineage: Eukaryota; Viridiplantae; Streptophyta; Magnoliopsida; Lamiales; Lamiaceae
Product: protein C2-DOMAIN ABA-RELATED 5-like
Exons: 3
Coding region: 191-673 (160 amino acids)
Source: RefSeq, a predicted model, not a curated record
CAGAAUUGAGGAAUCACCAUCAUUUUGUGUGUUAAAUAUCGUCCUAGGACAGUUGUAAUAUCUGGUGGUGUCACUGUUGAAAUAAAUAGUAGCCCCUCAAAUUCAAUUUGGAGACCACAUGCCAUAUAGUAUCCAAUUUAUUUGCACAUGACAUUAAAUUACAACUUUGAAAGUAUCGAAGAAUUCAAAAAUGGAUGGUUUGGGGAUUCUUCGUAUUCGAGUUGAGCGAGGUAUUAACCUUGCUGUGCGCGACACCAAAACCAGCGAUCCUUACGUUGUCGUCGACUGCGCUUCUCAGAAGGUGAAGACUAGAGUUGAGAAAGACAACUGCAACCCGGUUUGGAACGAAGAGUUGACUAUAUUCAUCAAAGACAUAAAUGCCCCCAUCACUCUAUCGGUGUACGACCACGACACGUUCACCAAAGAUGACAGCAUGGGGAGAGCAGAAAUAGACAUAAAGCGUUUCGUAGAAUGUGUGAAAAUGGGGUCGCAGGAUUUGGCCGACGGCACACAAGUGUGUCGGAUGGAGGCGAGCAAGGACAACUGCCUGUCCAAGGAGAGCUGCAUCGUGUGGAGCAACGGGAAGAUGGUUCAGGACAUGCUUCUUAGACUCAGAGACGUCGAAUGCGGCGAGCUCCAGCUCCACAUCGAGUGGCUUCAUCUUCCUAACUAAUUUAUUACAUAAUCAUGAUGAUGAGGAGCAAGUAAUUAGAGAAUAAGAAGUUGCUCGUGUGUGCUUGUGUUGCUACUCAUUUCCACUUUGUUUCAUGUUUAAUUACCUAACUUGGAUUAUAUAUAUGCUUUUGUUUGUGAUU